This is a messenger RNA of Brugia pahangi, 561 nucleotides long. The record is from the annotation of a GenBank genome assembly. Lineage: Eukaryota; Metazoa; Nematoda; Chromadorea; Rhabditida; Onchocercidae.
AUGGAAGCUCAACUCAAAGCUUUCGAAUUCUUAAGUCCUUUUCAAGAUAACCAUAUAGAAAAUGUAAGAAAGUCUAAGAUUUUAGAAGGUGUGUUAGCAUUUGUGGAUGUAAAAUUGGAGAAAACGUCAGUUCUGCAUCAAAUGUUAAGUGAUUUAGGGGCCAGUGUCAAUUUACGAUUUUCAAAAAAUAUUACUCAUUUAAUAUUCUGGAAUGGUCGGCAAGAAACGUUAGACAAAGCGCAUCGUUUGGGAACAAAAAUUUUAUUAAUUUCGCCUCACUGGGUGUUAUGUUUCAUGAAUCAAAUUCGAGUUGAUGAAGCUCCUUUUCUGUUGUAUGGUGUAAAGGAUCUUGCUGUUCCGAUGAGAUUAAUGGCUAUGGGACGAAUGGGAACAAUUAAUUUGGUAUUUGAUGAUCAGAGUAAACCUGUCAUUCGUAAUAAUUGUCAUGGCAGAGCUUUAAAUUCAUUUGGCAGUUCAGCAAACCACUCACAGAUAGUACAUGCGAUCGAAACGCUCUCUGACCAGCUUGCUUCCAAACUUAGUAAGUUAUGUAGAUUAUAG